AUGUGGACCCCAAGCUACUCUUACACGCCACCCGCCACCGGUGAUAUUCCUCGCGAGGACUGGGAGGUUUUCCCUUACUACCUUCAUCGGCACUCUGGCGCGCAACGACUUUCAAACGAACUUCUAUCAACCCAGGAUUCGAUGACUGGUAUCCUGAUGGCGCGGAAGGGAGAACUAGCGGAGCUUCAAGUGGAGGAUUCGCUGAAACUGCAGUUUCUUCGUGGUUUGAUUGAUGAAGAGGUACUUACAUUGAGCGGUGAUGAUGCGGGCUAUCGUAAAAUUCUCAUUCGAGGUUUUAUUCAAGGAUGCGCUACUGGUAUUUCUGCGGGUUUGAAUGAUUUGAAUUAUGGUGAAGCAAAGUCUCUUCAUACUUUUAUGGGGAGUUAA
Penicillium angulare is the source of this 387-nucleotide messenger RNA. RefSeq lists its product as uncharacterized. The record is from RefSeq and is a predicted model, not a curated record. NCBI's taxonomy places the organism in Eukaryota, Fungi, Ascomycota, Eurotiomycetes, Eurotiales, Aspergillaceae. Bases 1 to 387 code for a protein of 128 amino acids. The transcript is spliced from 2 exons.